Messenger RNA from Frankliniella occidentalis (western flower thrips), 1344 nucleotides. RefSeq names its product ribosome maturation protein SBDS (gene Sbds). Bases 131 to 889 code for a protein of 252 amino acids. The transcript has 5 exons. The record is from RefSeq and is a predicted model, not a curated record. Gene Ontology annotation, biological process: ribosome biogenesis; cytosolic ribosome assembly. Lineage: Eukaryota; Metazoa; Arthropoda; Insecta; Thysanoptera; Thripidae.
UGAGCAGACGAAAUAACAUGAAAUAACCUCAUCAAAAUCAUUGCGCCACUAGUCUGUCACCCGUACUUUUAAUAGGCAAAAUAGCCUUGAAUAUCUGUAAAAUCUGGUUUGUUUUCAACAUUUUACGAACAUGGCAAAAAUAUUCACUCCUACAAACCAAAUAAGAUUGACAAAUGUAGCAAUCGUACGAAUGAAGAAAGGAGGAAAACGUUUUGAAAUUGCAUGUUACAGAAACAAAGUUGUGUCUUGGAGAAACGAUAUAGAAAAGGACAUUGAUGAAGUCUUACAAACGCACUCAGUAUUUACAAAUGUCUCUAAAGGCCAAGUUGCCAAAAAGGAAGACUUGAUCAAAGCGUUUGGCAAAGAUGAUCCAACGGAAAUCUGUAAAGAAAUUCUUGCCAAAGGAGAACUCCAAGUGUCGGAUAAGGAAAGAAAUUCUCAGCUUGAAUCCCUGUUUAAGGAUAUUGCCACCACGGUUGCAGACAAAUGUGUCAACCCAGAAACAAAACGGCCUUACCCAGUUUCCAUGAUUGAGCAGACUAUGAAAGAUGUACACUUUUCAGUGAAGCCUAACAGAAAUGCAAAGCAACAAGCCUUGGAUGUUAUACCCAUGCUUAAGGAAGCCAUUCCUCUGGAAAGAGCUCAAAUGCGACUAAGAGUUGUUGUUGCUGGAAAAGAAGCUCGCAAACUAAGAGACAAGCUUGUGAAAUUAACAUCAAAAGUGGAAUGUGAAGAUUGGGAGAGUGGAACUCUAAAUUUUGUGUGUUUAAUAGACCCUGGACAUUUUCGAGCUAUCGAUGAGCUUGUAAGGUCAGAAACUAAAGGGGCUGGGCAACUUGAGCUCUUAAACUUAAAAGAAGUCACAGAAGGGGACGAGCUUUUAGAGUAGAAUGUAAGUUAAUACAUUUUCUUCUUUAUUACCGUUUUGUACUGCAUUGAUUUGGGAAGAAGAAUUGACAUUUGUCCGUUAUAUAAACCUCCAAAUACAAGACUAUUUUAAAUUUGGAGCAAUAUUUUCCACCUGACAGUUAUUUGCAAUUUCAUAUUGUGUAAAGGUCAGAGCAAAAGAUGAUUUCCUAUUUAGUCAAAUUAUUUAAUUCAAAUGUAAGUUGCAUGGUUGACUAGAAGCCAACCAGCAACUCUUCAGAUACACAUCUUCAUGAUUCAUCAUCUAUUUGUGAGGGAUCUACUGUAUUUCUACUAUAUUUUUAUUAACAUUCAAAAAAUAAUUGCAAACACAAUUAUUUAAAGAUAAUAAUAUCACAUGGCAUGACAUUUUGAGAAAUAACCCCUCUGAUGAAAUUGUAAUACUGAACCAUAAUCAAUAAAUUUAUGAGACCAUAA